Messenger RNA from Musa acuminata AAA Group (dessert banana), 1792 nucleotides. RefSeq lists its product as uncharacterized. The coding region runs from base 374 to 1651 and encodes 425 amino acids. Lineage: Eukaryota; Viridiplantae; Streptophyta; Magnoliopsida; Zingiberales; Musaceae. The record is from RefSeq and is a predicted model, not a curated record. The transcript is spliced from 9 exons.
CGUGCUUUCGACCAAGCAAUCAAACAGCAGCAGCGGCAGCGGCAGGUGGUCGCCUUGUUGGAGCUUCCUUCGAAUUGAAUCCUUACCCUCAACCCUGCAUCUCUUUGCCCCAAUAAAGCAAAAGGAAAGAAAGGGCAACCACCAAGCGCAAGCCGCUUCUAUUCCUUUCCCCUCCCUCUCCGCCGUCUCCUCCCCUUUCCCUGCAGAUCCUCGAUCGCUCUUCUGCUCGAGGGCUCGACGCCCUUCCCUUCGUGAAGAACUUGUACGAGGGUGAAUAAAGGUUGUGGCAGUAAUGAUGUUCUACUUUAUCGUCUUCUUCAUGCCUGUCUUCUUCAUACAGUAAAGAAGAAGAUUCUGUGGAAUUCCACGGAAGAUGUCAAGUUCAUCUGAGAUGUCAGGGAAGAAUGUUGAGACUUCCGAGCUACAGACAAUGGAAGAUGAGCACGCAAGACUGGUGUUGCCAAGUGAAUCAAGAAUAUCCAAUUUUGACCCUCAACAGGUAGUUGAAAAAGCUACUUCGAGAUCGUACAUCUGGUGGAUGAAAAUUCUCUUUUUCUGCUUUCUGUUGGUGGUACUUAGUUUCGUCUUCGUCAAAUGGGGACUACCGUUUGCUUUUGAGAAGGUUCUCCUGCCAAUUAUGGAGUGGGAAGCAACUGCUUUUGGGCGGCCUGUUCUUGCUUUGGUACUCAUUGGAUCCUUAGCUUUGUUCCCAGUUUUGUUAAUUCCUUCUGGACCAUCCAUGUGGCUGGCAGGAAUGAUAUUUGGAUAUGGUCUUGGAUUUCUUAUAAUUAUGGUAGGAACUACCAUAGGCAUGGUGUUGCCUUAUUUUAUUGGCUUACUGUUUCGUGAACGGAUACAUGAAUGGUUGAAUAAAUGGCCUCAGCAGACUGCUAUACUUAGGCUGGCUGGGGAGGGAAGCUGGUUUCAUCAAUUUCGAGUUGUUGCGCUGUUUAGAAUUUCACCAUUUCCAUACACAAUCUUCAACUAUGCAGUAGUAGUGACAUGUAUAAAAUUUGGUCCUUAUCUCAUUGGCUCUAUCGCUGGAAUGAUACCUGAAGCUUUCAUCUAUAUUUAUAGCGGACGGUUGAUACGCACACUGGCAAAUAUGAAAUAUGGGAAUUAUACCAUGACACCGGUGGAGAUAGUUUACAACAUCAUAUCCUUUGUCAUCGCCAUUGCAAUCACAAUUGCCUUCACAGUAUAUGCAAGGCGAGCUUUGGGUGAUCUCCGAAAGGCAGAAAGCAGCAUUAGUGGGGGCGACAACCUGAAUGAUAUAAGAGGAGGAAUUGGCGGACUGACCCGCAAUCUUUAUCAGCGGAGUCAGGAGAAAGUUAUACAUGUGCAGGUAUACGAUGAACCUGACGCAUCGUUGAGAAGGUUUGUUCUACAUGUCGCUCGGCAGGCUGGACCGGACUCGUACGUUAGCUCAAUCAGUGAGAUUAGAAAGCUGAGCAACCUGCGUUGUCUCUACCAACUAAAAGCACAGAAGUGGGGGAUGGCCUCAUGGCGCACUCAGGUCAUGGAAGCACCACCUACUCGUGAUGCCCUUUUUGUGAUGGUUAGACACAUUGGCCAUUUACGUUGGAAGGAAACUUCUAAUACUGCCGACAAGGAAAUAGCAAGUUGUCCGUGGUAUUAUGAUAUCACAUGAAAGAGACAUCAGCAGCUCUUUUAUUGGGAGGCGGCGGUGGCGGUGGUGGUGGUUGAAACCGCCUUUUGUUUUGCAUGAGUCGACAAGCUUAAGCUUGCUGUAUUCCAAUUCUAUAAUUCCACGAGUGUGAUUAAGACGCAA